This is a messenger RNA of Salmo salar (Atlantic salmon), 1314 nucleotides long. Its product is annotated as ADP-ribosylation factor 2. Gene Ontology annotation, molecular function: GTPase activity; GTP binding. NCBI's taxonomy places the organism in Eukaryota, Metazoa, Chordata, Actinopteri, Salmoniformes, Salmonidae. The record is from RefSeq and is a predicted model, not a curated record.
GCAGCACAGCAAGGUACGUUUUUGUAACUUGCAUGGAUAACAUGAUUGGUGAAGAUCUUACGAUGUGCAACGUCCAUGACGCGGCUUUCUUGACACUUGUGAAAGACGCCAUUUUGUUGUUAGCGGUGAAUAGGAGCGUAAAAGAAAGAUCGAGAAACCGCCACUAAAAGAUUAGCCAAGAUGGGGAACAUGUUUGCAGGCCUGUUUAAGAAUCUCUUUGGUAAAAAAGAGAUGCGGAUUCUGAUGGUGGGGCUGGAUGCUGCCGGCAAGACCACCAUCCUGUACAAGCUCAAACUGGGAGAGAUCGUCACCACAAUCCCUACCAUCGGUUUUAACGUUGAGACGGUAGAAUACAAGAACAUCAGCUUCACAGUGUGGGAUGUGGGCGGUCAGGACAAGAUCAGGCCUCUGUGGCGGCACUACUUCCAGAACACCCAAGGUCUGAUCUUUGUGGUGGACAGUAACGAUAGGGAGAGAGUGAACGAGGCACGGGAGGAGCUGACAAGGAUGCUGGCUGAGGAUGAACUGAGAGACGCUGUGCUGCUUGUGUUCGCUAACAAACAGGACCUCCCCAACGCUAUGAACGCAGCGGAGAUCACAGACAAGCUGGGCCUGCACUCCCUGCGCCAGCGUAAUUGGUACAUCCAGGCCACCUGCGCUACCAGCGGGGACGGGCUCUACGAGGGCCUCGACUGGCUCUCCAACCAGCUAAAGAACGCAAAAUGAUCCACCAUUCCGCCGUCUGUCUGCGUCUUUGUCUGCGCAGUGUGUUAUGGGCGACAGCGCUGGUCCCAGCCCCUCUCUCCUCCCGUUUCUCACUCCAUCCCCUCCAACCAUUGGGGCUUUGACCAGUGAUACCCCACAUACGUGUGUGUGUGUGUGUGUGUGUGUGUGUGUGAGAGUGUUUGUGUGGAUCUUAAUGUGUAUGUAUGUGUGGGUGCAUGUGUGUGAGCCGGGAGUGGGAGCAGCUCUGCUGUGCCUUCAACAGUCACUCUCACCCAUGGAAAUGACAGCAUGGCUAACUCUAGCGCCCCCCCCAUCCCUCCCCUCCCGACCCACCCUCAGUGGCUCCUAAGACACCCUGGUUUUCACAAGGCAAAGAAAGACCCAGGAUGCUAAGUCUUAUGUGUAAUCUGAAAAAUGAAUGAAGUUUAUAGAUUAAAAAAACUAUUUUGAUUUUACAUCCACUAAUGUUGCGAUCUGUCAGACACUCUUGUUAAACUGUUGGUUUGAGACCCCACACCAUGAAAUAAAUCUCAAUGUAACCUGUAUCAGGUUGGAAAAAAGACAAAUAAAAAUAGCUUUUCCAUCCUA